This is a messenger RNA of Rhipicephalus sanguineus (brown dog tick), 876 nucleotides long. RefSeq lists its product as uncharacterized. NCBI's taxonomy places the organism in Eukaryota, Metazoa, Arthropoda, Arachnida, Ixodida, Ixodidae. The record is from RefSeq and is a predicted model, not a curated record. Bases 1 to 876 code for a protein of 291 amino acids. The transcript has a single exon.
AUGGACAAGCUCAAGGCGAAGCGGACUUCACGACGAUCUUUGAACAGCCGGAUCAUCAAUGAGGCAAGUGCCCUACUUCGCACGGACUCCGCAACGCAUGAGCAGCUCGAUUCCAUCUACGAGAGGCUCAAAACGAACAACGAUGAGUUGAACAAGAUCAACAACGAAUUAGAGAGCGUCAUUACGGACGAGGACUUCCAAUCCGAGUACGAAACAAUUUUAGAGUAUGAAGACAACGCGACGCGCAUUCUCGCCGAGCUCAUAAGCCGUCGGAACCGCAUUUCAAGCACACCAGCAGAAGAGGGAUCGGGGUCGGGGCCGGCUACCAAUGUGAUCGCUACACCAUCAGAGAGGACGGGAGCCAAGCUGCCGAAGCUCACGAUCGCGCCCUUUUCUGGGGAUGUGUGUAAAUGGACGGAGUUCUGGGAGCAGUUUCUCCAGAUUGUCCGCAACAACGUCACCCUGACUACGACGGAGAAAUUCCACUAUCUGCGACAGUUUUUAAGAGGAGACGCUGCCUCAGCGGUGGCCGGUCUUCCAACGACUGAAGCAUGCUAUAAGGACGCUAUAGACCUACUACAGAAGCGCUUCGGGGACAAGACUCGCCAAGAGCAGGAAUACUUUGCAAGAUUGCGUCAGCUGACUCCUGUUCGCGCAUCUGGUGAUACAAGAUCCCUCCGACAACUCUACGACCACGUGAUCGUGAACAUCCGAGGGCUGGAGUCACUCGGUGUGCAGCUGUCUUCAUUUUCGUCGAUGCUCUGCGACGUCAUACUUAGGGCAUUACCCCGAGACGUCGUGGUACUGUAUCACCGUACUUGUGCCGCACAAGCUGAGAAUGAUGCCGUGGACACGCAGGGCUGGACGAUCUACUGA